UGUCACAGAGACGUAGGAAUUGCGUAUUUUGGUUGCGUGCUAAUUACUAAAAAUAAUUGUAAAUUACUUUUGUAAAUGUGUAAAUAGCACCUGUAGUAAUUCCAUGUAAAUAUCGAAACGAUUUUUUAUGAAAAGUUAGUGUUAAUGUGAAGUGCGGAGUGUUUAUCUAGCUUUAUGCUAUAAAUAGGCGAAAACGAGAAAAUAAUUGAACUUACACUAAACGUCGCUAGACAAUAACAGGGAUAAAAUAAAGUAGACAUGGUAGUUCGCUGGACGAACCUCUCAUAGUACAAGAGUUAGCACAAUGGGACAACAGACAUCUAGGAAAAUACCGUGUGUAGGUGGUGAGUGCAGCUGUGGAUGCGGCGCGUGGGACAGGCGACGGUACGCGGAGUCACCCAGCAGCGUGCAUAGAUAUGUCAGCGCUGUUACUGAUAGAUGGAAUGGUCGGGAGUGCGCAUGCAGAAGACGUCGGUGGCGAAGGCCUGCAUGUGUCUGCACGGCAUAUAGAAGAGUCAGUGAUGACAGAUUGGCUGCCGUCCUGACUUUGGGAGCGAGAGAUUUAAGACGGGAACUAGAUGCUAUUGUCUUAAAUGCAGAUAAUGAAUCAACAAGAGAAAUAGAACCAAACGCUGAAGUCUAUGUUCUCUCUGUUGCUCCGAGAACAGAAGCGGAAACAGUACAAGAAUGUCAUAGAAAUGAACUGACCACAGCAAAUGAUGGCUCCAUAAGGUUACAUCCACAUUUCCAAGUGGUAUGCGGUGGAGAGCUGAGGGCACUACUGUUGCGUGCUCCCGCCCUCCCUCACACGGGUCACGCCCCCCUCGCCCCGCUCGCACCCCUCGCACCCCUAGUGCCAUUAACACCCCCCGCUAAAGUUCACACGCAGGUGGACUACAUCCACUGCCUGGUGCCGGAUCUGCAGGAGAUCACCGCGUGCUCCUUCUACUGGGGCAAGAUGGACCGCUACGAGGCUGAGCGGCUGCUGGACAAUAAGCCUGAAGGCACUUUCCUACUCCGGGACUCGGCGCAAGAGGAACAUCUAUUUUCUGUAUCGUUCCGUAAAUACGGACGUUCUCUGCACGCGCGCAUCGAACAUUACCAGCACAGGUUCAGCUUUGACUCGCACGAUCCAGCUGUCUUCGCAGCGCCGACAGUCACUGGAUUGAUUGAACAUUAUAAGGAUCCAGCUUGUGUGAUGUUCUUCGAGCCGAUGCUGACGGCGCCUCUUCCUCGUACCGAGCCCUUCUCCCUGCAGCAGCUCGCGAGAGCUGUCAUCGUCUCACACACAACAUAUGAUGGUGUGGAACAGCUGCCGCUGCCGGCGCGGCUGAGAUCAUUCCUCAAGGAGUAUCACUACAGGCAGCGUGUGCGCGUGCGCCGUCUCGAGGCGGACGUCUACCUGCCGCACUGCUAGCACUGCCCACCUCCACCCCCACCCCCACAUCACACCACAUCACACAUCACCUCAACUCAUCAUUUAAUAUAUCGGAAUAUAGAUGAUUCUACCCGUAGAGGUAGUCAGCCAUCAUAGAUGAAGCAUUUCCAAAGUGAUAUAACGAACUUCAAAAAUAUAUACUGAACUUUGGAUACGUCACGUGAGCGUUGGUGGCUCAGGAGUUAAGCACUUGAUUUAUAAUCUGUAGCUCCUAGGUUCGAAUCCAUCGUGAUGCUGCACAUAUCUGUGAAUGUCAAAGAUAUGUGUGAAACGCACUGGACCAGCAUUCACUAUCACAUAGUUACACUUAGGGUAACGAGACAAUCAGUGGGGAUGUAUGAGCUGAUGAUGAAGUCACGUGAUAGUGAAGUUUGUUAUAGAAUUGCUUCAGAGUAAAAUAAUUUUGUUUCACCCUCAGGUUAUUAGAUAUGACAGUUUUAUCUUUGUUAAUUUUAUUUAUUAUAAGUUUAAAUCCGAUGGAUCACUUAGUUUCAAUAUGGCGAAGGCACAAAAUAUUACGUCUUAUAGCAAGUCUAUGUAUAGAGGUUAUAUAAGUGGUGGUAUAUUGAAGAUGUAAGCAGACUAGUAUUUCCGAUGUUCUGGGUUUUUUUUGGUGUCAGGAAGGUGGCGUCCAUAAAUUACGUGAGAUGUUUUUUUUUUGUAAUUUUCUGCUCUUUCUGCUCCUGGUGAGAUGUCGUGAGAUUUUAUUCAACCCCAAUCUUACGUGAGAUUUUUCAAAAAAUGAAUUUCUUAACACGUUGGUUUGUUAUUGUAAAAAAAAAUAGCGUGAUAUUUGCCGGGACCCCCCCCCCUCUCUCAAACGUAAGAUUAGAUGAGAUUUGACUCUACCCCCUCCCACCCUUAAACACCUCACAUGGACUCUCAUGGACGCCCCGAAGUCUUCCAAAGAUAAGGUAUUUUAUGUGGCCUGACGCCCUUUUUGUAUCUAUAGCCCAGGGCGAUUGCCCCAUCUCGCCCUGCCCUUUACUUGAUAUGGUAUAAAAUUAAGGCCUUAAAUAGAUCCAAACAUUCUUUUUAUAUCUUGAUUUAAGACGAAACGCGGAUUAUUGACCUUUUUAAAUCGCGAGCAUGUAUGAAAACUUUAAAAUCACAGAGGAUUUUUGACACUGGCGUCUACCUCUAUCAAUUUACAGCGUAAUUGUGUGUCUUAUGGUGGGUUUCUGAGGCUAAAAUCUCCGUUUGAAACAUAUUAUCUCUAUUUACUUAUAGUUUGUUCUCAGAAACCCUCAGUUAGUGAUGUAUAUGAGGUAUCAUUGUUCGGUAGUUUGAAUUCGAUAGUAAAGUUUGGAGUUUUUGAUAAUUUCAGUUAAUUUUCUUUUAUUGGGUAGUUAAAAAUCGAAAAAUCUACGAAAUUAUCUAGACAUUUGUAUAUAUAAUUAAG
Messenger RNA from Papilio xuthus (Asian swallowtail), 2840 nucleotides. RefSeq names its product suppressor of cytokine signaling 5 (gene SOCS5). Gene Ontology annotation, molecular function: 1-phosphatidylinositol-3-kinase regulator activity. Bases 305 to 1417 code for a protein of 370 amino acids. The record is from RefSeq and is a predicted model, not a curated record. The transcript is spliced from 12 exons. Gene Ontology annotation, biological process: phosphatidylinositol phosphate biosynthetic process; intracellular signal transduction. Gene Ontology annotation, cellular component: phosphatidylinositol 3-kinase complex. Lineage: Eukaryota; Metazoa; Arthropoda; Insecta; Lepidoptera; Papilionidae.